This is a messenger RNA of Alosa sapidissima (American shad), 4579 nucleotides long. It is a transcript of the gene smo, whose product is annotated as smoothened, frizzled class receptor. Gene Ontology annotation, molecular function: patched binding; transmembrane signaling receptor activity. Gene Ontology annotation, cellular component: dendrite; cilium; plasma membrane. Lineage: Eukaryota; Metazoa; Chordata; Actinopteri; Clupeiformes; Clupeidae. Gene Ontology annotation, biological process: smoothened signaling pathway; central nervous system development; positive regulation of smoothened signaling pathway. Bases 627 to 3128 code for a protein of 833 amino acids. The record is from RefSeq and is a predicted model, not a curated record. The transcript has 12 exons.
GCUCUCCCCCUCCAUGUGCAUACCAGAGGCACUGAAAAAAGUAGCGGACUUCAGGGCAAGGUUGAAAACAUAUCGUUGGAUAGCUGACCGAAGUGUUGGAUCUAUACGAUUUUUCUCUCUUAGUGAGCGUUAACUAACACGUAAAUUGCCUUUUGCAGCAAAGUGGGUGAAAGAAGAGGGGGAGCAUUUAAGGGGGGAUGUAACUCAUAGGUUGCGGAUCGUAUUACAGAGUUUCAGACUUUUCAUGGCAAGAGUUUUUCGCUGCCUCUUCUCUUCUGUGUGGGGGGAUGGUGAAUCUUUUGCUUUUUCUCCAUUUGAUUUGUCUGAUUCAUUCUGGCAAACAUAGAAGGACUUAGUUGAAGUCUACUGGAGAACACCACGCUCGAGCCAUUUGUGUGAAACUUUGUGUGGAAGUUUUAUACAAUGAGAGAUACAACGCUGGAACAACGAGAUCUUCAACAUGAAAAAGUUUCGGAGUGCGUUAUAAACGUUUAUAGCCUAGAAAAUGAAAUUUCGGAGGUUCUUUGAUCAACUGCUUUUCUUUAGUUCGACAUAUUUUUAACUUUCUUGGACGAAUUUUGUUUAAAUCCGCGUGGAUAUAAUAUUACUCAGUUGGAUCGUUCAAGAUGUCUUCCCGAGGUUUUUAUUCCAUUGUUGGGAGAUUUGGGAUGCUUUGCGUUUGGGCUGCCUCCUUGAUGGUCACUCAUGCAGCCACAGGGUUUCUAAACCAGUCCAUUCUGAACGAUAAUUGCAAGAAAACGACAACUUGCGAAGUCCUGAAAUACAAUUCCUGUCUUGGCACACCUUUGCCAUACACCCACACAUCUCUAAUCCUGGCUGAAGACUCAAAUACUCAAGAAGAAGCUUUGGAAAAGUUGGCCAUGUGGUCUGGUUUGCGCAACGCCCCUCGGUGUUGGGCUGUCAUUCAGCCCCUGCUUUGCGCAGUGUACAUGCCCAAAUGUGACAAUGGAAAGGUGGAGUUGCCCAGCCAGAUGUUGUGCCAGUCAACUCGCAAGCCCUGCAGCAUUGUGGAGAAGGAGAGGGGCUGGCCUAGCUUCCUAAAGUGUGACAGGACAGAGAACUACCCCAAGGGAUGCGAGAGCUCCUUACAGAAGCUCAAGUUCAACACAUCAGGGCAGUGUGAGGCUCCCCUGGUGAAAACAGACAAUCCUGCCAGCUGGUACAAAGACGUGGAGGGCUGCGGCAUCCAGUGCAACAACCCUCUCUUCACAGAGGGAGAGCACUCGGACAUGCACACCUACAUCGGCCUGUUCGGCUCAAUCACCCUUCUCUGCACCUUCUUUACGCUGGCCACAUUCCUCGCUGACUGGAAGAAUUCCAACCGCUACCCUGCUGUCAUUCUGUUCUACAUCAAUGCCUGCUUCUUCGUUGGCAGCAUUGGCUGGCUCGCUCAGUUCAUGGACGGAGCACGUGAUGAAAUUGUGUGCAAAAGUGACAAUACCAUGCGACUCGGAGAACCUUCGUCCACAGAAACACUUUCCUGUGUCAUCAUCUUUGUCAUCGUCUACUACUCCCUCAUGUCUGGGGUCAUCUGGUUCGUCAUGCUCACUUACGCCUGGCACACCUCAUUUAAAGCCCUGGGCACUACCCACCAGCCUCUGUCGGGAAAGACAUCCUACUUCCACUUGGUGACUUGGUCCAUCCCAUUCAUACUCACCGUGGCUAUACUAGCGAUAGCAGAGGUGGAUGGAGAUUCAGUCAGUGGCAUCUGUUUUGUUGGAUACAAGAACUACCGAUACCGUGCAGGGUUUGUGCUUGCACCAAUCGGCUUGGUCCUCACUGUAGGUGGCUAUUUCCUUAUUCGAGGGGUCAUGACAUUGUUUUCCAUCAAGAGCAACCAUCCUGGACUCCUCAGUGAAAAGGCUGCGAGUAAAAUCAAUGAAACUAUGCUGAGACUGGGUAUUUUUGGAUUCCUGGCUUUUGGGUUUGUUUUCAUUACAUUUGGCUGCCAUUUUUAUGACUUUUUCAAUCAAGCCGAAUGGGAAAGGAGUUUCAAAGAAUUUGUCUUAUGUGAAGCCAAUGUGACAAUAGCUCAUGAAACCAACAAGCAAAUCCCAGAGUGCAUCAUCAAGAACAGACCUAGCCUGCUGGUGGAGAAGAUCAACCUCUUCUCCAUGUUCGGCACGGGCAUCGCCAUGAGCACCUGGGUGUGGACCAAGGCCACAAUUCUCAUUUGGAAACGCACAUGGUUCAAGAUUACUGGACGGAGUGAUGAUGAGCCAAAGCGGCUGAAGAAGAGCAAAAUGAUAGCCAAGGCCUUUUCCAAACGGAAAGAGCUUAAUAAAGAACCGGAAAAGGAGCUGUCUUUUAGCAUGCACACUGUAUCGCAUGAGGGGCCAGUAGCUGGUAUUAAUUUUGACCUGAAUGAAGCAUCUAUGGAAAUGUCAUCUGCCUGGGCACAUCAAGUGAACAAGAUGGUGACCCGGAGAGGUGCUAUCCUACCACAGGACGUCACAGUCACGCCCACUGGUACACCUGUUCCCCCUCCAGAGGAAAGGAACAAGCUGUGGAUGGUGGAGGCUCAGAUCUCACCUGAGAUGAUGAAGAGGAAGAAGAAAAAGAAGAAGAGGAAGAAGGAGGUGCGACCUGCCAGGCAAGAGGAGGACGUGGCUCCCCCGACGGAGUACAGGCGUCGGGAGUUCGGCCCCAGCGCUGUGCCUCGUCUGCCGAAGCUACCCGGGCACCGGUUCCUCGUAGCCAGCUUGUGGGAGCAACAGAGGCAGCAGCGGGAGGAGGAGAACGUCCUCCCAGGCUCCUUCCCUGAGCCCAGGCCCUCCUGUCCCCUACCGUACCAGGACCGGUACAGCGGUGGUCUCGGAUACGCGCCCCCCAGCCAGCGCUACAGCCAAGGCGGCUUCAAGGUGAUCUCCAACCCGCUUCCCCUCCAGGACAGACAGCGCGAGGAGCUGAGCCUCUUCCGCUCACCUCCAUCGUGGCCUCAGAACGGAGUGUUCCGCCACGCGGGGGAGGUGGAGCCCAUAGCAGUGGGCUCGGGGAGGACAACCCAGGAGCCAAGGGCCCAGGGGAAAAGGACUGCGGUGGCUCCCAUUCAUUCCAGAACCAACCUUAUGGACGCAGAGCUCCUGGAUGCGGAUUCAGAUUUCUGAGACAUCUCAGCUUCCCCCCUCCACCCCACAGACUGUUUGCAAAAGUGCUGGAUGCUUUUAUGCUUACAGAACCCUCUUUUCAAUAGUCAUUGGAAGAGGAUAAGCACGAACCUCAAACAGUGGCAGCCUCACAUUGAAACUAAAAAGGGAAGGUGAGACAGAUGGAGCUCUUUGCCAGUGAGCUAACAGGAGUCCAAGAACAGUGUCCUCAGUCAGGAGUCUUGGAGGCAUCAGAACUACCCCCCCCCAGGGUGAUAUUUUAGUUUGAGUGACUAAAAACACAAAACUGUGCUGUCUGGAACUCAUAAAGCUGUAAUGUUUUGGUACAGAGGACCUUGGAGUUAUUUGUGAGAAAAUCAAUUCUAUCAAAGGGACCUAUCUGUAAUACAGUUGGUGGUACAAUUGUUGGAGUGAGCACCAGCAAUAUUUUGGUACUGCAAUACUGUCAGUGACGGAUGAUAUCUAUUGACGCCAGACAUUUGGAACUGACUAAUUAUUACUUUAUGUUGCCUGGUGCACACACACAAACUCUUUGCCUUGUUAUAUGUGAGGUGGUAGAAUCUACCAGUUUUGUUAUCUGUUACAACAUCAAAAAAGACAUUUUAAAGAUACUGAAAUGGCAAUGGCAUUAUGUUUUAACAAUGAUUUUACGCCAUUGGAUGGAAAGUUAUUUGUACAGUUUGUAAAGGGCAUAUUUUUGUAUUGCAGUGUAGGUUUUACAUAUUUGUUUUGUACUAUCAACUUGCAUACUUGGACAUGAAUCAUGAUCAUGAUCAGCUUGCAUGUUCUGUCUGUUGCUGAAACAUUCGCUGCGUUUUUUUUUUUUUUUAAAGAGUGUAGUUUCAUAUUGAUGUAGUCUUUUUUUCCUGUUGGCUGCAAUUGUUAUGAUUAUUACAUGUCUGCAUUCUCAUCUGUUCUAUAUAGUUAUGUUUUGAAUAACUUCACAACAUCCAAUCAAAGGCAUCAAAAGAAAAAUAUUCAGGAUAAUGUGGUAAGACAGUUCUGUAAAAUUUGCAAGGGCUGCAAAAUACUAACAAAAAGCUCACUUUCACAAUCAGUAUAUCAGAACAUAAUGCAUAAUACUGAAUUAUAUUUUAGAUGUAAAAUAUUUUUUAAGAACGGAUUUUUUUAUUUACCCUUUAAACGAAAAGUACCAUUUCUUGCCAGAUUACCAGUUGCCAGUUAUGCUAAGGACAGUGUUAGGUGCAGACUCUCAGACACCUCCUCAGUCCGAGGUAGUCUGCUGGAGUUAUAGAUCCCACACCACCAUAAAGUUAUGAGUUUAUAACAGUAAAUUCAAUGUGAUUUCAUGAACCGUGCUAAUUGCACUUGAUGCUGUGCCGUGAUGAUUGCACUUGAUUAAUGGGUUUCUAAAAUGAGAUUUGAUGGCAACCACGCAGCUGUUUUUUUUGUUAACUAUGUGUCAAUAAAGUUAAAGAGUCAACACGCUU